Porites evermanni is the source of this 5915-nucleotide messenger RNA. The record is from the annotation of a GenBank genome assembly. NCBI's taxonomy places the organism in Eukaryota, Metazoa, Cnidaria, Anthozoa, Scleractinia, Poritidae.
AUGGCAACCAAGGAUAAUCAUAUUUUGAGCGUUCAAGAGGACGUCAGUAAGCUGGCGACCACUUCGUCUGGGUUGAAGGUAGUUGAAAGCGACAGUGAUUUGCGUCGGAAGAGUCUUCCAUCCAUCACCCCGCUGAAUCUCCAGGUCAGCAGUGCAAUGGAAGCUCCACGCAGCUGCAGCGCAAAUGAUGCAUAUUCACAAGAUACAUCUCAUAUGGCGUGCCUGCUGCCCAGUAUAGAAACCAAAGCUGCUUUUGAGGACAAUUCGCCUUUGUUUCCGAGUCAAGCAGGGGUUAAAGCGAAAAGGUUAGCAAAAAAGAGGAUUUUUCACUCUUGCAUAACAUCAGUCUCCGCGACACAUAAGUUAGGUUUCAACGCUGUCACCCAUUUGUUGCUCGUUUUUCUCAUCCUGUUUAGAUCUUUUAGCCUCCAGGACUAUCGAGUAUUGAUCUUUUGUCUCCUUAAAAUAUCACCGCUGAAUCAUUAUCAACAACAACAACAACAUUUAUUAAUUAUAGUGCGCCCUUUCUAUAUAAUUAUUAAAAGCGUAUAACUGAGGUCACGGGCAGCUGUAAAAACAACUUGGUAAUUUAGUUCGGCUGUCCUGCGGAACACUUUGAAUGUCAGUCGGUUGCUCGUUUUGAAUAAAUCCAGUCUAAACUGCAAACCUUUUAUUUCUCAGUUUCUAAGAAAUACCAUGCUUGCAGGCACUCCUCUCUCACCUCUCACUCUUUCGUCCUUGUUUACACUUCCAUUUAUUAUUCCCCAUGUGAUUUUACAUGAUGCUGAAAACUGCUGUACUCUUUUUCGAUAGUGGAGAUGAAUUCAAGGCCGGUCCACGCGACACUUGUUGCAUGAUGCAUGCUACAGAAGAUCUCGGUUUUAUAGCAACAGCCAGUGCUGAGAAGGUAAGCCAAACCUUAACAGCUAACAGAAAUACGCAUGUUAACGUCACUCGACCUGGCUCGUGAUGAUUUUUUGUGUUUUGAACCGCUUAUUAGCCCAUAAAAUGCACAUUUAUCUUUCUAACGAAGGAUAUCUUCGAAGACGGCCAAACCGAGGACACAGUAACACUUGAUGGACCAGUACCAGAUGUACUGUUUGCACCAAGAGGACCCUCCACUGAAAAAGUGCAAUUUAGGAGUAAGCGGAAAUCUCUAGCUCCUUCUGAAGUUAAAAGGUACUUUUAAUGGAUACCUUGUUUUUCCUGGACAAAUGAAAACCAAAACUUUGAUUGUAAAAUUCGUUUAUUCUUUAAAUUGCGUUUCAAAUUGGACGGUGAACUAAUAUAAAUUAAAAAAAGCAAUCUAUCCCCCUUUUUGGCUGUAUGGAGGCGAGUACUAGGCCAAAUUCAAAGUCAUCCUGAGACUAAUGUUAUAUCAGUCUCUUCUUUAAUAUUACUUGUGAUGGCAGAGAAGCUACCAAGUAUGACUGCAUGAAAUUUAUUAGUUCUGUGGAGCCGGGAGCUGGGACUGUCCAAAGACAGCAUGAGUAAACGAUAAAGUAUAAAUAGCUAAUAUAAUCCCAACAAGCCAAAGAGGUUUCCAGUAAUUGUACCACAUGUUAUAGAUAGUAAUUAAAAAUGUUUUGGUAGUAGAACUAGUAGUCCAGCCGGGCACAAUGUGAUGAUAAAUAAAAUGAUUUGAGCCCCUCUGUACACAGUCUAUAAGUGAUUUAGUUACCUAGGGGAUAUUUUACCCUCCGACAAUGAAUCAUUAUCGGAGGGUAAAUUUGCACGUGUGCAGUUGUGACUAAAAGCCCUAAAACUCGAAUCCUUAUACUGUUACCUUCAGCAGCCGCACCCAAAUCUAAGAUCACUGUCAUUUUUAACGCCCAAAGACAUAGUGGACGCCACGUGUUGCCAAAUUUACCCUUCUGCAAGGGACUUGAAUCGUACCCUAGUGUUUUAGUUGACAAAUGAAAUAAAUAUCAUGAAAAAAAGAUAGCAAAUUGUAGACAAAAAUGAUGUGAGUUUUUCGUUAUUUCGGAUGGUCUAGUCCGUCCCAGUAAAAGCUUAAAAUCGUAAUGAGAGUUAGCUAAUAUGCCACAGUAUCGUGCAUUUUUUUUAAACAGAGUUUCUUCAAUCUCAUAGCAUAGACAAUGAAGAAGCCACAGUGUUGAGGUCCCAGUCACCCUGCGGCGAGUCGAAUGAUAGAGAACAAGAAACGGAGGAGCAGAAUGAAAUGGGAGAUGAGAUGGCGAAAGAAAAUAAUGAAGAAACCAACCAAAACCAACACCCCGGUCAAGAAAGAAUGAACAACAAAGAGAGCAUUUCAAGAAAUGAUACCAAAAUCAGUAGGGCUUUCGAGGUAGGAGCAUAGUUUGCCGGACCCCUCCGAGAAGCGGUCAAUGACGGGAAGUCAGUUUCGUAACCAUCCGAAAAUAGUUCAGCAAACGCUUACACAGUUUUGAAGUAAGACCUUCUUUGCGAUUUGAAAAAUCUCUGCUCACUUGGCUAACCAGUUGGAAAGGAAUCCAGAGCUACGUAUAAACAACUCAGCCUGUUGUUAUGAAACAUGAUCCUCCAAAAAUGUUAGAUGAUUGUACAGCCAUCCAAUAUUGUGUAAUGUUAGAAGUGAACAACAUAACAGAAGAUACGAUGCGUCCAAAACUGCUUAAGUGCCGUGGUCAACUGAUGUCAAUCGUUUUCUCACCAGCCAAGUGCCGUUUCUUUUCCACAAGAGUUAGCUUUAACUUUGGCUGUUUAAUCAGUUGUGUCACUCUACACCAGGUGAAUAAUAAACAAGUUAAUUCAAAGAAGUUGUUGGAAGUUGAAUUGAUUAUUGGAGUCAUUUUCCUCAUCAGCUGUCUGAUACGAUGCAGCCACUUGCCCCUCUCCCCUUCGUACAAGCAGGCACUAGUUGGCGAAGAUCGUCAACAGCUUCCUUGCAUCAUUUUCCUGCUAGCCCACCCUCAGCCUUCAUGGGUGUCCCUCGAUCAAGGCGAGUGUCUACCGUGGGUUCGUCAAUUUUCUCCACCCCUUCAACCUCAGCACCACCAGACACGUUACAAGCCUUGCAAGAAACUUCAAAGAGGCUACCAAACGAGUCCCCACAGGGAACGUCUGGCGUGCCCGAAUCAAGGCGAGGCUCGCAAGCCAGACGAAAGUCCUCAGUGGCAGCUUCUAUGUUGUCCUCUGAUACACGCGACGGUAAAAAGGGAUCCAUUGGCUUUACUCUUGCUGCUUCUUUAGUUAAAUGGAAAAAGAAUUCCUUGAGAGCAGCUAGGAAGGCUAACGAGACCAUUGCUAAGGUGAAUUUUAGUGAUGAAACUUUGUAACAGAACCCUUUCAAAACUACUUACAAUAGACCUACAAAUGAAUCUUCAUCAUAUUGAACUUAAAUCAAUUUCUCAUGUUGGGUAGUGACGCGUCAUCAGUAUGGAAUUUCUGUGCCCGUUUCUCAGACUUCAUUUCGAGGGGAAAACCCAGGGGCGGAUCUAGGGGGAGGGUGCAGGGGGUGCGCAGAGAUGACCUGCGGUUUUCUAAUACAACUGGUAUUCUGCAAAACAAUAAAAAAAACUAUGUGGUUUAUUGGUGUUGAAGUAGAGCAAAAGACGAGUGCACCCCCUCCUAAAAAAAAUCCUGGAUCCGUCCCUGAAACCGUAACGGCGUUGCCAAGUAACGACUCUUUUCUCAGGCGUGUACUCCGGAAUAUGUUGAGGUUAAGGGACUGCUGCUCUGAAUUUAAAUCUCUGGCAAACAAGGCUUUUUGCAAAUCGGGAUCAAGUCCGCCUAUGCAUUAUUCUCCAGAGUCGCAAUAGUGAACAGCUACUGGCCAAAGAAGGUUUUUUUUUUUUUCACUCUUCUGUUUUAGAGCCUGCGCAAAUAUCACCAAGGAAGAAAGCUUCCUUAUGGAGACAAAAGAACUUUGAAAAGUUUUCUACCCUUUAAGUUACUGCUUAGUUCUAUAUACAGGCGAUGCACGAGUUUGCGCAGAGGGUCGUUUUUCAUUCCCCUGGGAUUUGACUAACCCCAAUCUAAUUCCGAGUCGCUGCAUAACCUAAUCAACUUAUAGAAAACAUCAAAUACUGUAGCAACUAUACAGACACUAUAAAGACCCUAUACCGUCCUAUAUUGUUAUAUGUUGUUAUAUGCUAUAACAUGUACUAAUAUUAAUGCUAUAUAACUAUAAACUACGUCCAAUAUAUACUCAUCGCAUUGUACUGUGUUGUAUCCUAAAUACAUGCAUGUCAUGUAGACUAUGAUAAGUAGCAUGCUGUAUAUAUCAAAUUAAUAAUGUAUUCAUAUGCUGAUAACCAGUGUUAUCAUUCCACUAGAUACAUCUUUUCAGUGCCAGAUGCUACUGACCACCGUUGUCAUUUUUUAGUUUUUAUUAUUUUCUCUAUCCAGGACGCUAAACACCAAGAAUUCAUGAACAAAACUGCUGAUCGCAUCAAAACCGAGGUAAGCCCAGCUCACAUUUUAACAAUCCUGAAAAAGUAUAAAAUAGAAAACAUUCUUGUGUCGAUUUUCAUCCGGAAAAAUUAUUUUAUAGCUUGACAUUUUUUUCAUUAUCUUUUCUUGUUCCCUUUUUAAAUUUUUGUUCCGUGCAAAACGUGCAUGCAUUUCAGAUUAAACAACUCCAAAUGAAUGUAUGUCGUCUCCGCAGCUCAAUAGGUAAUAUUUAUUUUAAAGUGGAAAAAUAUUUUCUAAAGAACUGGAUCAUUCUACCAUUCUGUUCUUAGCUUCCAAAACAGUUACUGGUCUCUAUACAAGAGGAAGCUUACCCGAUUAUACUACGAACAACACAAGGUAGGCUCGUGACUACUUCACUUAGGAUCAUUUGUAAUAAAUUAUUUUAGUAUAUACUAAAACAGUGGAUAGUGUUUUUCGCGCGCUCUGAUUGGCUGCUCAAUCAGUGAAUAUCCUGCACUAUUCACUGAUUCACCUCUAGUUCCUCCGAGCGAGAGACGCCAAACUCGCGUAAGUUGCAAAAUGCCUUCCCGGUUUGCUGCCGUAACAAACAAAGAAAUUUCACAACUAAUCAAGCAAGCUGUUUCCGAAAUACACGAAGAAAGUGACGAAGCUCGGGGUGGAAGUUUUCACAGGUAAAACUUUGUCUUUUUGACUUGAAUUUAUCGAUAAAACCGGCGAAAAAGUUUUGUUGUUUACAAAUGCAAAUUAAGUUUAAGUCUUGCGUUACUUUUUUUAGUUGACUUGUUCAUAAAUAAGCUUAAAACUAAAUCUAAUAAUCCUUUUUACAGAAUGAUUUUAAAUACAAAAAGAAUUCACAACUCCUUUUGAGGAAAUUUCCCCGCAAGAGGUAAACAAAUGCCUUCAAAAGUUUUAUUUGCCGGCAAGAAAAAGCGACGACAGCGGCCGUUCGGUCAUUGCGCGCCAAAAUUGUAAUCGUUGCAGGCAACAGUAAAUGAGUUAAAAAUCAUCAUUUUUGUGCUCAAUUAUCUCACUGUUUUAGUAUAUACUAAAACAAUUAUUCACCUCAGUGUCGGUGGCUAGUGAUGGAUAUUUACCUCGCCGCUAACGCGGCUUCGGUAAAUAUCCAUCACUAGCCACCUCCACUUCGGUGAAUAAUUGUUAUAUAUUAUUAGUGCUGUAACACUCCAACCUCGUUCCCAGGGUUCUCUCCUACCCGCCCUACGGAGCACCAGUACCGUCACCAUGAAUGCGACCCUUGCUCUCUCGCUCCGUAGAGCGGGUAGGAGACAACCCUGGGAACGAGGCUGGAAGCGCUCUACUUUAAAAGUCGCUGUUUAAUAACCACUUGAAUCAAAUAACAGAGACAUAACAGAUAUUUCAAUAUUUUGCGUCAUCUGGAGUAGUUUGUUUAAUCAAGUCUGAAAAAGUCUUUUCUUUUUCUAGCUUACCGAUCUCAGUUGGGAGUCAAACACAAACUCACGAUGCAAGCUUAUGAUCGGCUGGCAGACCUGGUCCGAGAUCUCAAGAAUCCCUUUUGA